This is a messenger RNA of Octodon degus (degu), 2941 nucleotides long. RefSeq names its product stimulated by retinoic acid gene 6 protein-like. The record is from RefSeq and is a predicted model, not a curated record. Gene Ontology annotation, biological process: vitamin A import into cell. The coding region runs from base 129 to 1997 and encodes 622 amino acids. NCBI's taxonomy places the organism in Eukaryota, Metazoa, Chordata, Mammalia, Rodentia, Octodontidae. The transcript has 18 exons. Gene Ontology annotation, molecular function: signaling receptor activity; retinol transmembrane transporter activity. Gene Ontology annotation, cellular component: plasma membrane.
GAACAGAAGAGAAGGCCAGCUCAACAGAAGCCACUGUGACCAAGAGCCUCAGGACGUAAAGACAGACCCAGGGAGCUUCAUCUCCCAAGUCUGUGCCCAGCAGGCUGUGGGCCACGCUCCUCAGCAAGAUGAUUACCAAAAAUGCAAGCACGAGGCUGCUAAAUGUCACCUGCACCAGUUCAGUGGACAAGGAGCUCUUUCUGCAUUACUCCCUUAUCCCAUCAUUUCUCAUCAUUUUGGUCUUGUCCUUCCUUCAAAGGCGAGAGCACCAUAGACAGAGAGAUGAUACCACCUACCUCCUGGGAAACCACUUUGGAAUCAUCAUGCCUCUGGACUUCGUGGGCACUUUUAGUAACCGAUGGUCCUAUGGAAUUGCCUUUGGGGCCACAGCCAGUAAGGUCAUGUUCUUGUUCUUGGAAGGUUACCAGCCCCUGCAGGUCCCGCAGUGGGCCCAAGCCUUCGUGCUCCUGAUGGGAGGUAUUGAAGUCGGCCUGGCCUACUUCCCCUUCUUUGCCUGCCUCUCUUCAGAGUUCCGCCUGGUCAGCUCCAUCCUUGGCUUCAGCUACUCCCUCCUGUGGUUUACUGUCACUGUUCUUCAAAUCUCACAGUGUCCCCAUGGCCAGUUUGUAGGGAGGUACGAGUCACUGGUGUUCCACUGGCCAUCACUGCUGUGCCUGGCGUUCCUGCUGGGCCGAUUCCUGCACAUGUUUGUCAAGGCUCUGCGUGUGCGCCUGCACUGGGAGUCUCAGGCGGAAGCGAAGCCGGUGCUUCUGGAAUCACACCAGGCCAAGCACGUGAAGCAGCUGCUAAGGAAGGCCCCGCCACAAGAGGAAAAAAAGUCUUGGUUUCAAACCAGGGUGUAUGAGUGGGAUCCCUGCUUCCAGUUCCCAAGCAGAAUGAUCGGAACCAUUGUGUUGGCUUUCAUUUGCCUGUACCUUUUCAUUGUCAUUGAGUUCUGCAUGUUCGUGUAUGUGAGAGACAAGCUGAAGGUGUUUGAAAGCGACCUGGAGAACUACAUCACUCAUAUGAACCAGACGGGGAUCCUGACCCCAUUCAUCCAGCAGGUGCAAGAGCUGAUCAGCGUCGCCAAAGGAGUCUGGGUGGCAACCAUUCUGCCCGCCUCGCUCACAUGUGUGAGCUAUCUGUUCCACAUUCUGGCCUGUUACAGAAAGCACAUGAAGAGACUGUGGGCGGGAGAUAAGCACUUUCUCCCUCUGAAGUUCCGGGAUCCUUCCCCAUCUGAGAGUGUGGCAGCCAUUGCGAGGUACUCUGGCUGGCAGAUAGCCUACAUUCUGUGGGGCUACCUCAUCAUCCACGUGAUGCAGGGCCUGUGUGGCAUGAUGAUCAUGUAUGGUCUGGUCCUCCCUGUCACCCACCACCGGGGCCUGGAGAUGCUGCAAGGGUUGGGCCUGGGGCUCCUCACCAUAGCCAUUGUCGUGGGCCUCAUGAUCCUGCAGGUGGGGAUAGCCGCCAGAUUCUUUCUGCAGCCCAAGCUGGGCACAGCUGACAAACAAAAGCCCUUGGCUCUCAACAACAGGAAAGCCUUCCACAACUUCAACUACUUCCUGUUCUUCUACAAUGUUCUGCUCGGCCUGGGCGCUUGCCUCUCCAGGCUGCUCAUCAGUUGCAUCCUGGGCACAUGGCUGAUUGCGCGCAUCGACAGGACCAUCAUGCAGAGCGGCUACGAGAGAGCAGACAUGGGGUUCAGCGCUUGGGUCAGCAUGCUUUAUGUGGAUCACUAUCAUACCAACCCUGUGCUCGUCAGCUUUUGUCACAUCCUGAUCACGGGCCACAAUGAGAGGAAACUGCAGAAGACGAUCAAGUACUGGUGCCUAGGCCAAUCAGCAGGUCCUUGCAACUCAGCUAGGUCCAGGACAAGGUGGCUCCUACUGCAGACCCUGAUCAACAACCCCAGACUCGCCAUCCUCAGAAAAUCAAAAUCAGUGCACGAAUCCCGGGAAUUCACCCAGACUCUGCUGACGUGCUCAGAUUGCUGAUACUGGCCACCAGCAACUACUCUGAGACCAGACCCAGCCACCUGCUCCAAGAGAAAGCUUGGUCUGCCCGGUUUCUGUUCCCUGCAGUAGAAUGACAUGGCAUAGGCCCUGUUCACAGAAGUGACAGAUAGUAUCAGCCACUUGUGGGAUGGUCACCUGAUUUGAGAGUUGAAGUCUAAGGCCUGUUUCACUUCGAGAGAGAGAGAGAGAGAGAGAGAGAGAGAGAGAGAGAGAGAUUGAUUUAAAAAACUAAAGAAAAGUCUGUUGAACAAACUUUGCCCAUGGCUGACAUCCACAAUCCAUUUAGGGUAGGCAGCUGGAGGUGCCUGUGGAGAAGCACUAAGUUUGAUUCCAAGGAAGAACUUGUCACUGAAGAAAGUAUUAAACUAUCUACAUCAAGGGACAUCCCUAUUUCUCUCUGAAACAGAAUGUGGCCUCAAUCCAACAGGAUCCUCAUCACUUCCUUUUUCUUAGGCUUUGUGGUGGGUGAGAGAGAAGCAAACGAUCCUAUCCCCUAACCUUGGAGGGAACUCAGGUACAGAGUGAGCUCUCUGCCCCAUGGCCACUGGGGUGCGAAGGAGACUGGCAUGUACUUGUGUUUUGCUUACAAAGAUGUGCAAGUUCUCUAUGACAAGGGUGGGUUCACCUAGGAAAUCCUCUUGUCUAAGGAAGAAGGAGGGGGUAGACAGGCAGUCCAGGUAGGUGACAAUAGGACCAGUUGUGUGGUCAGACAAGCCCUAGAAUGUUCGACAAGGCUGAGCCAUGUCGCAUGUGAGGGCUCAGGGUGCUAAUUAGGACCAUUUCAGGAUGCCCAAAUGUCAGGCUGGAAGGCUUGGACAUUUUUCCCAUGUAGAGCCAGAAUUGACCCAAAUGUUUUCAUCUUCAAACAUAAGAUCUCUGACGGCUUCAUGAGUCUGAGGAUCCCAUAACAUGGAAGAGAAAAA